AAAAAGUUCAUCCAAAAUCACAAAAAGUUCGAUAAUAAUUGAAAACAAAAAGGAUCCCAAAAAUAAAGUUGAUAGAAUAUGAACGUACAAGAGGAUCAACGACUGUGGGCUGAUGUAUCUCCAGAUCUCUUGAAUUCCAUCUACAACAGACUCUCGUCCCAUGUUGACGAGUUUUCCAGCUCGGACGUCUUCCAAGUGCGGGAGGGUAAUCGACUAGUCCUCCAACGACGCCGUGAAUCUCAAAUCCCGUAUUGCCUUGCAAAUGUAGACAUAAGAAUCCUAGGGAUGGCUGGUGCGUGGUUGCUUGUAAAAGUGCGUGACGCUGGUUUGGGCUGGUACAAUCCUCUACUUCGAAGUCCUGCAAAUUACAUUAGUCUUCCCAGCCCGAGUUGGCGUUUUUCUACCUACGACUACCAUUACGGACCAGGCACUGUGCUCAAAUUUGCUUUCUCAGCGCUACCCACUGCUCAGGACUCAACGAUCCUCGUGGUGUAUGGUGACCGCUAUCUAUGCAUGUUCCGUCGUGGAAACAAUGGUAGAUUUGAGCAAAAAACAUAUGAUUUCUCCUUGGGUGGGAAAAAAGGACAAACAUGCCUUGGUGUGGGCUACAAAGAUGGUAGAUUCUUCUGUUUAUUUGAAAUGGGGGAUAUGUUGAUUUUCAGCAUCGACGAGAAUGAGGCCAGGAUGUUGUUGGCAGCGACUAAGCCCCUGCUCCCAGAACAAAUCCAACAAUGGGACUAUUUGCAUGUUGUGGCAGUGGUGGUGGUGGCGAAAAAGGCCACGACGGCAAAUGAUCGAUACCAUGAGGUAGAAGAGACGAUAGGGUUUAGGCUAGUCACUCAUUGGGAGCGAGAUCGUGAAGGGAGCUUCAUGCUAGUCACAUUGGAGGAAGAGAAUAACGAUGGUAAUGACAUGGAGGCCAACAACGAAACAACAGGAGUGAUUUUAGUGAAGGAUCGGUUGUCAUUGAAGAGGAAUUUUGACAUAUAUUAUAUGAAAAUACUGUAUGCUCUUUUUUCCAUGCUUUUAACUUCUUUUAUUGUUGGGACUGUCUUGUUCUUCCGAACUUAGAGUAAUG
Linum tenue is the source of this 1078-nucleotide messenger RNA. The record is from the annotation of a GenBank genome assembly. NCBI's taxonomy places the organism in Eukaryota, Viridiplantae, Streptophyta, Magnoliopsida, Malpighiales, Linaceae.